Molecule: messenger RNA, 546 nt
Organism: Strongylus vulgaris
Lineage: Eukaryota; Metazoa; Nematoda; Chromadorea; Rhabditida; Strongylidae
Source: the annotation of a GenBank genome assembly
ACUUAGGGAAAACCACUUUUUUUGCUAAGUUUCAAAGUUUUCAGGUGAAAGACCGCAUCGGUGUGAUAUCUGUGACAAACGCUUUUCGUCUACAUCAAAUUUGAAGACUCAUCUACGACUACACAAUGGUCAAAAGCCGUACGCUUGUGAUGUAUGUAGUGCGAAGUUUACACAGUACGUACAUCUUCGCCUACACAAACGUCUACAUGCGAACGAACGACCAUAUGCUUGUAUGUCGUGUGGAAAGAAGUACAUAAGGUUUCUCGCUAGAUUUUUCAUUUUUAAAAUGUACAAAACCUUCUUUCAUUCUUGUACCCUCUAUAAAAAGGAAGUCAAAUACCAAGAAAAAGUUCUGGGUCAUCACAAUGAAGUGACUUUUGACCUUAUGCCCUUUGCUCUUGCGGGUUACAUGGCCUUGGAAAGUCUUUCAAUCUCGGCUAUCGAGUCGUGCGAAGAAACCGAAAGAACACAAAAAGCAAAACGUGCCAUAUUCAAUAUCAAAAUUGUGGAUUCAUCUAAAUAUUACAGAAUUUACGCGGGUUAAGG